Messenger RNA from Anopheles funestus (African malaria mosquito), 1362 nucleotides. RefSeq names its product protein YIPF5 homolog. Lineage: Eukaryota; Metazoa; Arthropoda; Insecta; Diptera; Culicidae. Gene Ontology annotation, cellular component: trans-Golgi network. The record is from RefSeq and is a predicted model, not a curated record. Gene Ontology annotation, biological process: vesicle fusion with Golgi apparatus; endoplasmic reticulum to Golgi vesicle-mediated transport. The transcript has 2 exons. The coding region runs from base 235 to 1005 and encodes 256 amino acids.
UCGACAAAUGAAUGUUUUGAUAGUAUUUUUUCAUCAAUUAAAUUAAUGAAUCGGUGCUAUUUAAGCUUGCAGAAAAGAAUGAAAAACACAAGUUAUAACAGUUCCGUGGUUCCGUCAAUCGGAUGCUGUCACAACAUCUGACAUUGUUGACGUAGCUUUAAACAGCUCUUGUGCGGGACAGUGUUAUUGUUUGGAAGGGCGUGUUGACCAGCGAGCAAUAAACUCAUACCAAAGAUGUUCAACCAAACGGACAAUCAAUACUGGGCAAAUCAGUCAGAGGAUGCUUAUGACGGUUUCAACGACCAGUCGCAGGGGUUUGAUUCUCAAGCAUUCAACGCGAAGGAAACGUUUUGGAAUGAUUUGCCGCAGUCGGACGUUAUAUAUCAGCAGCAGAAUCACUACGGCCUACCACCUUUAAUGUAUACAACGAAUUAUGGUGAUUUUAAUGGGACAACUGAGUUUGACGAGCUGCCACUGCUAGAAGAACUGGAGAUAUAUCCUCGGCGGAUACUGGAAAAAGCAAUCCGUGUACUAAAUCCCUUCCAGAGUUACGAUACCACGGCAGACACUUUAGACUAUCUGUUUAAAGAAACAGACCUGGCUGGUCCAAUCAUGUUCUGUGUUACGCUUGCCGCUUGUCUAUCUAUCUCGAACAGCAAAGCCCAGUUUGGUUACAUUUACGGUUUGUCAACAAUAUCCGUACUGGCCAUGUACUGUCUCAUCUGGCUAAUGUGCCAAGGGGUUGAAUGGCAUGUGACUGUAGCGGGUGUGGCCAGCGUGCUCGGUUACAGCAUGUUGACGGUCGUGUUCCUGGCAGUGAUUGGACUGUUUACCUCGCUGAACAACUUUUACGGUAUUGUGUUGGCUGGAACGUCCAUCCUGCUAGCAACGCUGUACUCGAGCCGAAUGUUUUGUCUUAUGACCGGUGAUCCAAACCAGCGGUACUUGUUAGCGUACCCAUCCUCAUUGUUAUUUACGAUCUUUGCUAUGCUUGUUUUAUUUUAACACGUGUCUUUAUGUUUAUCUACCAUCGUGUAAUGUAAUGUGAUGUGUUUCGUUUUUCGAAUCUCAAUACAAGAGUAAUGCUGAAAUUUCAGAACAAUUAAACUUUAAAAAAAUGAUUAAAUCGCUAGGGACAAAAAUGAUGAAUGAAAAAUGAGUACGGGCAUGCAAUAUAUCCGUUGUAUUUGGAUACUAUCCAAUGCCAAAUUACACUACUUUAUUUGCCAUCCACUAAUGAAAUGAAUCCCAACUCCAAAACGGUCCCCUUUUAUACUCUUAUUUUAAUGUCUAUUUAAAAUAUUUAAUUAUAAUGACUACUUCGAUUAAACAUCUAUUUAAUUGAUUAAUGUGAUUUUACAA